Pteropus alecto (black flying fox) is the source of this 3094-nucleotide messenger RNA. RefSeq names its product ADP ribosylation factor like GTPase 13A (gene ARL13A). Gene Ontology annotation, biological process: non-motile cilium assembly; receptor localization to non-motile cilium. The record is from RefSeq and is a predicted model, not a curated record. Gene Ontology annotation, molecular function: GTP binding; GTPase activity. NCBI's taxonomy places the organism in Eukaryota, Metazoa, Chordata, Mammalia, Chiroptera, Pteropodidae. Gene Ontology annotation, cellular component: non-motile cilium; ciliary membrane. The transcript has 7 exons. Bases 1792 to 2787 code for a protein of 331 amino acids.
ACAGAUAAGAAAUUUGAAAACGGUAGGUUGAAUUUAGGUGUUUUCAUCCCUGGGUACCCAGGAGAGGCACUGGAAAUGUAAGAAAGGACAGAUAAUCCUUAGUCCAAUUGGUUUCCUCCUCAGUUAUCCUAGUUAUCCUUCCUUAGUAUAGUUUUUAAGGAAUAACUUGUGUGAUGCCAGUUUGACCUUUCCUGGUGGCACUAACAAAUACAGAGAGCCUGAGCUCAAGCUAGGAAGCUCUGCCAAUUAUCAGGAAAUAGACAUGAAGUUGCUACUGGCCUAGUCUCAAAGGGAGAUGGCUAUCAUGGAAACCAGACAAUCAGGCUUUGGUGUUUCAGGCUCUAGGUCUUAUCGGCUUCACGAACAAAGCUGGAAGAAGGCUGGUUUUGAUCAGACUACAUAUAAUGUUUCCUUUUUGUCUAGCAUAAGCCAGAGCCAUUCUCCAGGAGGUCCUUAUGGGAACCCAAGUGAUUUCCUAGGGAACAAACUGUGCUCUAAGAAAUGCUAUGAAGUGUGAGUCUCUAUUUGGGAAUAGCAGUUCUCCAAAACAGUGAAUGACUCUGCAGAAACCUGUUAUCUAUUGAUAAGCUGGCACAUAUACUGUGCUCGGCCCAUCUGAGUAUCAGCCAAAAUACUUUGCUAACCCAACCAGAACUUCGUCCAGCUCUGGGCUCCAAUAUAAUUAGCCAUUAUGAAAAUGCACAUCAAAAUCACAAUUAGAUAUCAUUUCAAGCCCACUAGGAUAGCUAUAAACAAAAAGACAACAACAUGUGUUGAUGAAGAUAGAGAAAAAUUGGAACACUCCUGAACUGCUAGUGGGAAUGUAAAAUGUUGCAGCCUCUUGAGAAAACAGUCUGGUACUUCCUCAAAAGGUUAAACAUAGAGUUAUCAUAUGGCCCGGUAAUUAUUCCUAUGUAUCUACCCAAAAGAACUGAAAAUCUAUGUCCAUGAAGAAAGUUGUACAAAAAUGUCUAUAGCAUUAUUCAUAAGAGCCAAAAAGUAGAAACAAGCCAAAUGUACAUCAACUGAGUAAUGAAUAAACAAAUGUGAUAUAUCCAUACCAUGGAAUAUUAUUCAGCCAUGGAAAGGAACAAAAUACUAAUACAUGCUACGACAUGGGCGAACCUUGAAGUGAUUGUCUAAAUUGUGCUUUUUACUUAGGCGAUCACUUCCAAAUAUGGCCGUACUUUGAAAUCUCCUGGGGAGCUUAGGCAGCUCCCUGGGAAUCUUUGAGAGCAGGGCGCCUGGUCUGAUGUUUGAAAUCUAUUAGAUCAGAUAUCUCUAAGGUCCCUUACAGCUCUAAGAAUUGUAUGAAAUCUAUGACAGUGGAUCACCAACACCCACAUUUUUGAGGCAGAGGUAAUAAGGGAACCAAGCCCAGUGGAUAGUUGUUACUUAGAACAAGUCUCCCAAUAGGUCCUUCUCAAAAUCUAAACUGGUACUUCUCUAAGGCAUCACCUCACCCCACCCCAAAUUUGAAUGAACAUAUUCCUAAUAGGGAUGGUCUAUGGCUGAAGAGAUAGGCCACACCUGACACCACAUGCCUGUAUGGGUUGCUUUAAUAAGAAAGUAUCCCAUUUUGUAGUAAUCUGGAGUUAAGGAUCACCAGUCCCUCCCUCUCUGGCAUUCAUAGACAAGGUUGGAUAGAAUGAACUAAUAAACUUCUGACAGUCUCAGACUUUCUGUUUACCAGCACCUGUGUAGUGCGGUAAGCUGACAGGUUCAGUGUUAAUAACAGGGCUGAUUUCUUGUUUACUUGUUUCCUUUAAUAUUAUAGAAUUAAGCUGUAUCAUGUUCCGGCUCCUCACCUCCUGUUGGUCUCGGCUAAAGACAACUGAAGACACGCGAAGAAAUGCAACCAUCAUCAUCAUCGGAUUGAACAAUUCAGGCAAAACUGUUCUUAUGGAGGCUUUUCAAAGAAUGCUCCCUAGUAGGAUGGAGAGUUGUAUGACGUCUGAACUGACAAGACUCCUGCUAGAUGAAUAUGAAGUUUCCAUCUAUGACCUGAAUGGAGAUAGGAGGGGCCGAGAAACCUGGCCCAACUACUAUACAAAGGCUCAGGGGCUUGUUUUUGUCCUGGAUUCCAGUGACGUAGGACGUAUGCAAGAAGUGAAGAUCACCUUAACACAUCUGCUGUCUGAUCAAAGAGUGGCAGGAAAACCUAUACUACUCCUGGCAAACAAACAGGACAAGAAAAAUGCUCUCCUACCUUGUGAUAUUGUUGAAUAUCUACUCCUGGAAAGGCUAAUGCGUGAGAACAAGUCCCUGUGCCGAGUGGAACCUUGUUCAGCCAUCCACACCUUCCAAAGAAGGGACCAUCAGCCCCUAAUUGAAGGGCUGCGCUGGCUAUUAGCUGCCAUUGACAAUAAAUAUGAAGAGUUGUGUACUUGUCAACAGCCACUCACCUCAAGCAUCGUAACCUCCAAUAGCACCAGAGACUUUGGGGAAAGAUGCUCAUUAGACAGCUUCCCCACCAGGAUGGAAAUGUCCAAAGGAAAAAGACAGUCUCUAGGACACUCAAUGGAAGCUAGGCCCCUAAAGCCAAUCCUACAGAAAGGUUCAAGACUAAGACCUAAAAAGAAUGCAUCAGUGACAUUUGCUUUAGAUGAACCCAUGGAGGAAGGUGAAUGUUCUGGAGGAAAUAGAGCUCAAAACACUACUGAGCUUCACUACAAUCAGAGUACUGACUUGCAGCCCCAAGCAACUUAUGUUGACAACGAUGAUGAUGAUGAUCUUUUUGAAGGUAAUGCUAGAUCAGUGGUUUGUCAGAGAAGAAAAGACACAUAGGCCUUCCCUUGUAAUUUAUAAAACAGUAUUUCUAUUUUGAGUCUGAAACUCUUUUCUCAUACUAUAGUUGGUGGUCAGGAGAAGAAGUAGAUGAAAGGAAGGGAGGGUACUUGGGGACCAGUAUGAUGCCCCAGCACUGGCUGACACAAAAUCUUUGUUUGAAUGGGUAUAGGGUUAUCUUAAAGGUUAUGAUUUCCAGUGGUGGAAGUAUAAAUUGGUACAACCUUCAUGGAGAGUAGCUUGGUUGUCUGUCUCCCUCCUGAUCUCCCUCUCUCAAUAUAUGUACUGAGAAUUUUUAAAAUGUGGA